This is a messenger RNA of Abrus precatorius (Indian licorice), 1404 nucleotides long. Its product is annotated as flavin-containing monooxygenase FMO GS-OX-like 8. Bases 1 to 1404 code for a protein of 467 amino acids. NCBI's taxonomy places the organism in Eukaryota, Viridiplantae, Streptophyta, Magnoliopsida, Fabales, Fabaceae. The transcript is spliced from 8 exons. Gene Ontology annotation, molecular function: N,N-dimethylaniline monooxygenase activity; NADP binding; flavin adenine dinucleotide binding. The record is from RefSeq and is a predicted model, not a curated record.
AUGGUUUCCGACACAAACCAAUACCAAUCCAAGAAUGUAUGUGUAAUUGGAGCUGGACCAUCAGGGCUAGUGGCAUCGAGGGAGUUGAGAAAAGAAGGUCAUAAGGUGGUUGUGUUGGAGCAAAACCAUGACAUUGGAGGUCAAUGGCUAUAUGACCCAAAUGUAGAAGGAGAAGACCCUUUGGGAAGAACCCCUUUGAAAAAGGUGCAUUGUAGUAUCUAUGAAUCUUUAAGGCUCAUGUCUUCCCGAGAGGUCAUGGGCUUCACUGAUUUCCCAUUUUCAGUCAAGAAAGGUAGAGACAUGAGGAGGUUUCCUGGCCAUAGAGAGCUUCUUUUGUACCUUAAGGACUUUUGUCAAUGGUUUGGGUUGGGAGAGAUGAUAAGGUUCAAUACAAAGGUGCAUUAUGUGGGACCUCUGAAUUAUGGCGUUUCUAGUGAUGAUUUGAAAUGGGUUGUUCGAAGCAAAGAGAAGAAUAGUGAGGAGUUAGUUGAAGAAGUAUUUGAUGCUGUGGUUGUGGCCACUGGCCAUUACUCUCAACCUAGAUUGCCUUGCAUUGAAGGAAUGGACUCAUGGAAAAGAAAACAAAUGCACAGUCACAUUUACAGGUCUCCAGAGCCAUUCCGCGGGGAGAUAGUGGUGGUGGUUGGAAAUUCUUACAGUGGACAAGAAAUAUCAAUGGAGCUUGUGAAAGUAGCUAAGGAACUCCACCUCAGUUCGAAAUCUCUAAAUAUUACGGAGGGUUUAUCUAAAGUCAUAUCCAAAUACGAUAAUUUCCACCUUCAUCCACAGAUAGAUACCCUUCAAGAGGAUGGAAGAGUCCUAUUCACAGAUGGUUCCAGCAUUCUCGCAGACACUAUUUUAUAUUGCACUGGGUACUCCUAUACUUUCCCCUUUCUAGACACAAAAGGAAUGGUUGCUGUGGAUGACAACAGAGUGGGUCCUUUGUAUGAACACACUUUCCCCCCAUCACUUGCUCCUUCUCUUUCUCUUGUAGGCAUCCCCAAAAAGAUCCUGGGGCUUCCUUUCUUUGAGUCGCAAGGAAAAUGGAUAGCUCAACUGCUUUCAGGGAAAAAGGUUUUGCCGUCAUGUGAGGAAAUGAUGAAGUCGAUCGAGGAGUUCUAUCAUUCAAAAGAAGUAGCCGGCGUUCCUAAGCGCUGCACUCAUGAAAUUGAUACAUUUGAAUAUUGUGACAAAUACGGAGAGAAUGUGGACUUUCCAAAGUUACAAGAAUGGAGGAAACAGCUGUGCAUAUCAGCCGUAUUGAACUCUUCUGUGAACUUAGAGACAUAUCGUGAUUCCUGGGAUGAUGAUGAUAAGCUUCAGGAGGCCCUUCGAAGCCCCUACUUCACUCAACUAGGUACACAAAACUUUAUUGUACCAAAAAAAAACAAACGGGUAUACUAA